UCGCUCACGUUAACCUCGGGUCUGCGUGAGUUUCCACGCCUCCAAGGCGGUCAGCUGCUGCAGCAUCAGCACCCGGAGACGUCGUUAUCAUCUUUUAUCCCGAAAAGACAUCCUGGUCAUCGCCGUAUCGUCUUGUCAGUGCCGUGAGAGGUGAGGGGAGGUCAAACAUGGGCUCCAGCUCCUCCUCCUACGCCCCCAAAGCCAUUUAUCUGGAUGUGGAUGGGAAAGUGCAGAAGGUGGUCUUCAGUCGGCACUGCAGUCCCUGUGACAUUAAGGAACUUCUGUGUUCCUCCUCCAACAUCCCCAGGAACACCGCCAUCAUGAUGGUGGAUCCGGAAGGGGCCCUGGUCUCCAUUGAUCCCACCAUGCCCUCCAACUCUCCAAAUUCCUUGUACAAAGUUGUCCCCUUGUCGACUGGCCAACUUGGAGAGAAGGAGGACAUGUUUCAGAAUGUGUUGUCUCAGGUGGCCGAGCAGUUCAGCAGGGCGUUUCGCAUCAACGAGCUGAAGACGGAGGUCACCAACAGGCUCGCCAUGUUGGAGAAGAGAGUGGAGUUGGAGGGCCUGAAGGUGGUGGAGAUUGAGAAGUGUAAAAACGACCUGAAGAAGCUGCGGGAUGAGAUGACAUCAAGAGUUGGUGGCAGGGUCAACUGCCCAUGCAAAUACAAUUUCUCCGAUGACGGCAAGAAAGUCACUCCGAGACGAGAUGUCCCGAACUACCCAAAGUAUACGCUGUCUCAGGAGACCAUCGAGGCACUGAAGAAGCCAACGUUUGACGUCUGGCACUGGGAGCACAAUGAGAUGCUGAGCUGUUUGGAGUAUAUGUACCAUGACUUGGGACUGGUGAAAGAAUUCAACAUGAACCCCAUCACGCUCAAACGCUGGCUGCUGGCGAUCCAAGAGAACUACCGAAACAACCCCUUCCACAACUUCCGUCACUGUUUCUGUGUCAGCCAGAUGAUGUAUGGCAUGAUCCACCUCUGCAACCUGCAGGAGAAGCUGACUCUCACGGACAUGGGCAUUCUAAUGACAGCUGCGGUGUGUCACGACCUGGACCACCCCGGAUACAACAACACGUACCAAAUCAAUGCCCGCACGGAGCUAGCGGUGCGCUACAAUGACAUAUCACCACUGGAGAACCAUCACUGCGCUGUGGCUUUCCAGAUCCUUUCCCUUCCCGAGUGCAAUAUAUUUGCAAAUGUGGAUCCUGAAGCGUUUAAGCAGAUUCGACAGGCCAUUAUCACGCUCAUCCUUGCCACCGACAUGGCCAGACAUGGCGAGAUACUGGACUCCUUCAAGCAGAAGGUGGACAACUUUGACUUCACCAAUGAGGAGCAUGUGACAUGUCUCAAGAUGGUUUUGAUCAAAUGCUGUGACAUUUCCAAUGAGGUGAGACCCACCGAGGUAGCCGAACCAUGGGUGGAUUGCCUGCUGGAGGAGUACUUCAUGCAGAGUGACAGAGAAAAGUCUGAGGGCUUGCCGGUGGCCCCCUUCAUGGACAGAGACAAGGUCACCAAACCCACCGCCCAAAUCGGCUUCAUCAAGUUUGUCCUCAUCCCCAUGUUUGAAACCGUCAUGAAGCUUUUCCCUCAGAUUGAGGAGAUCAUGGUCCAACCUCUGAGGGACUCCCGGGACCACUAUGAGGAGCUUAAGCAGAUAGAUGAUGCCAUGACAGAGGGGUCCUCUUUUGUGUUCACAUUAAGGCAAGACUUUAAAAAAGGCGAGUGAGGGGUGGAUGUCUGGGUGAAGACGCUGCGCUGCGUUCUGAGGACGACAGAUGGAAAGUGAGGGCGGAGCAAAGAGACCACUCGGCUACAUACUGAACUAAACUUAGGCACCCGGGGGUUGGGGGGGGCAUCACAUCUUGAACUUUGACUUAGACUUUUGCACCGCAUGUAACGGGGAGGGCACCCCGUGACCUCUUGUCUGUUUAUUUGUGGAGUUUAUGUUGCUAUCUCUAUUUGUUGUAUUGUUUGUCAGCGUUGCAAAGGAAGGCCUUUUUCUCUGAGGACACGGGAUUUGGAAGGUGGAUGAACAUGACUUUGUUAAACUUACAAUUUGGGAAAGGCAAAAUGAUCAAAGUCAAAAUAUUGGAGGUGAUCAUUUCACAAUUACAAAAAUAUAUAACAAUAGAAUACUUCCUCCAAAUGCUUCUCAACCUGCUUCACCAUACCCUGAAUACCCGUGAAUAAUCACAGUAGGAUCACCAAAGACAUUACUUCUAUCUUCAAGCAGCAUUUCAAAUCAGUGUCACUUUGUUCGAGAGCGCUCAUCCCUUCGUUCCUCUUUUGUGUCUUGUAGAUGAUCUCAAGCAAUAAUAUGAGCACCACCACAUUAAUAUUUGGAAUGGUGCAUGCGCCUGGUUUCUUUGAAUGAACGUACGUUACUUUUCUACACACGGCAUGUACAUAAAGUGUGCCCCCCACCCAAGACUUAAAAGCACGGCCAGUGAUUUGAAACACGGACAAAUGUUCAUAGUGACGAGCCGAUG
Messenger RNA from Doryrhamphus excisus (bluestripe pipefish), 2490 nucleotides. RefSeq names its product phosphodiesterase 9ac (gene pde9ac). Lineage: Eukaryota; Metazoa; Chordata; Actinopteri; Syngnathiformes; Syngnathidae. The record is from RefSeq and is a predicted model, not a curated record. Gene Ontology annotation, molecular function: 3',5'-cyclic-nucleotide phosphodiesterase activity. Gene Ontology annotation, biological process: signal transduction.